AUGCUCUCUGUAGCGUUGGACGACGCGGAAGCAUCUGCAACCUGCGAUGCAAAACUCACGCAGCAAGUGACAUCUCACGCGGUUGAUACUGGGGGUUCCCAAGAGCUCGUAGCGCCUGAUGUAUUUGACGAAAAAUAUCGCACGACCAAAUGGGAGAUCUGGGCCUAUUAUGCCUACUACAUUGGGAAUAACGGGCUCUCGCUAUUCAAUUUUGCUCCCACUGCCUUCCAGAACCUCCUCUACCAAGCCGCAGGCGACCAGGGAACCCUCCCCUUCGCAGGCCGCCAGCGCUCGAUCAACAGUAUCGUCCUCCUCAGCAACGGCAUCUCCUUCGCCACCCAGGUCGUUGUCUUCCUGGUGAUAGGCAGCUUCGCCGACUUCGGGACCUGGCGGCCUAACAUCCUAAUCGUCUUGUCAGUUAUCGCUUACGCCAUCGGCUUCGGCUGGUUGGGCGUCCACACGCAGGAGAGAUGGCACAUCGCGGUGGGAUUGUACAUUGUAGGACUGAUCGCGUAUCAGACGACACUGACGUUCUGGACGGCUGCGUUUCCGGGUCUGGCACGGAAUACGGCCGAGAUGAAAGAUCGUGCAGAUGCGUAUGUGGCCGGUAGGCUCUCGCGGGAGGAGUACGACAAUGCAGACACGAUGGCGCGCAGCAGGCUGGCCAACGUAGCGUUCUAUGUGCAGUCUGUGGCGGAGAUUGUGAUCCUCGCUGUCAUCGUGGGGAUCAUGUUCGGACUGAGGGUGGACGAGAGCCAGGCGAAUAAUAACUGGGGGUUGAGUGUGCUGAUUGCAUUUGCCUCGGGGGUGUGGCUGCUCGUCUCGCUGCCGUGGUUUGUCCUCGAGAAACGAAGGCCGGGGCAGGAUCCCGGACGGAACAUUAUCGUUGCGGGAUUGAGGCAGCUAUACCAUGCUGGAACGGAGGUGUGGAAACUCAAGCAGAGUCUACUGUAUCUCAUAGGAUAUUUCCUCCUCGGCGACUCACUCAACACAACAGUCACAGUGAUUGCGACAUUGCAGAAUAGCAUCGUUGCAUACAACACACUGGAACUGACAUAUCUCCUGAUUGCACUUGGCAUUUACGCCUUUUGGUUCAUCCAGAGGCGCUACAACCUCGGCACGAAGGCCAUGUUCAACGCUAUCGCAGUGGGAAUCAUCCUGCUUGACGGCUGGGGGAUGAUCGGCAUCUGGGCGCAGCGAUUCGGUUUCCACCAUGCUUGGGAGAUUUGGCUGUACCAAACCUUCUAUGGCCUGUUCGUCUGCCCCUGGUACAGCUACUCCCAGAUCAUGAUCUCGGAGGUCACGCCGCGUGGCCACGAGUUUCUGUUUUUCAGCUUGUUCAGCAUCAUCGGCAAGACGUCCUCGUUCAUUGGGCCGCUGGUCUCCAGUGCGAUCAUCGAUGCCUCGCCUUCGGGGAAUGUCUCGACGCCGUUUUAUUUCCUGUUCGCUUUGAGCGUGGUGAGUUUUGUGAUUUUGGUGCUUGGCGUUGACCUGGAGAAGAGUCGGAGAGAGCAGGAGGUUUUCCUGAGAGAGAAGGGUAGGAUGCCUGCUCCGCAGAGCUCAGUCAACAUGUGA
This is a messenger RNA of Aspergillus fumigatus Af293, 1575 nucleotides long. RefSeq names its product putative autophagy protein (Atg22). Lineage: Eukaryota; Fungi; Ascomycota; Eurotiomycetes; Eurotiales; Aspergillaceae. The record is from RefSeq and is a predicted model, not a curated record.